Aplysia californica (California sea hare) is the source of this 2179-nucleotide messenger RNA. RefSeq names its product rRNA-processing protein UTP23 homolog. Gene Ontology annotation, molecular function: small ribosomal subunit rRNA binding. NCBI's taxonomy places the organism in Eukaryota, Metazoa, Mollusca, Gastropoda, Aplysiida, Aplysiidae. Gene Ontology annotation, cellular component: nucleolus; small-subunit processome. The coding region runs from base 104 to 841 and encodes 245 amino acids. The record is from RefSeq and is a predicted model, not a curated record. The transcript has 5 exons.
AGUUCCCCACUCCCCACUGUACCAACAACAACGUGAGGAUUUCGCUGUGUCGACCAACACUAAGUUCAAAGAAAGAAUUUAACCGACUGCAAAACCUUACAGAAUGAAGCCACGGUACAAGAAAGCAAAGCGAAUUUUGAAAUUGUACUUCCACACAUUUGGUCUGAAGCCACCAUAUCGAGUCUUGGUGUGUGGCUCCUUCGCUAAGCGGGCACUCACCGACAAAAUCAACAUAGCAGAACAGCUCCCAAAGUAUCUCAAUGCUGAGGUCAAAUUAUGUACCACCAAGUGUGCUAUCAAAGAAAUGGAGUUGGGAGAGACCCUGACUUACGGCCCCUUGAAAGUUCUCAAACAGUACGACGUAGAAGAAUGCCCUCACUCUUGGUUUAAAGGCGCGCCCAAAUGUCUGAUCCGAGCGGCCACCGCGGGGAAGAAGAAGUUCAUGGUCGCCACACAGGACGAGGAGCUCAAAGAGAAGUUACGACCUCACCACAUUCCCCUGCUUCACAUCUCGCACAAUUCCAUCAACUUAGAGAAUCCUCCGGAAUCUUCUUGGAAUGCAGCUGAGGAUAAAACUGCCCAGAAAUUGGGUCUGACAGAGCGACAAGAGAAAGCGAUUGCCAAAAUGAAUGAAGAAUUGGGGCUUGUGAAUGACUCGGAUGGGAAAAAGAGAAAGAAGAAAAAGAAGGGAGGACCAAAUCCGUUGUCGUGUAUGAAGAAAAAGAAACCUCAGAAGAAUCCUAGUUCAGGAGUGAAAGAAGGAGGAGUUGGCAAGGCGAAGAGAAAGAGAAACAGGAAAAGGAAGCCUGCUCAUCUGCGAGAGUCGACAGGAGGGGAAUAGAAAUAAGAAUUCAGGAAUGAAUGUGUUCAACUACGCAGUGCUCGAUGACAAAGCACUGUUGGUCUUGUGACGCGAACUGACAAUGACCGUGUUUGUGAUGGUCAGAUUGUGUGUUUGUGACGGUCAGAUUGUGUGUUUGUUACUGCCAGAUUGUGUGUUUGUGAUGGUCAGAUUGUGUGAUUGUGACGGUCAGAUUGUGUGUUUGUUACUGUUAGAUUGUGUCUUUUUGACUGUCAGAUUGUGUGUUUGUGACUGUCAGAUUGUGUGUUUGUGAUGGUCAGAUUGUGUGAUUGUGAUGGUCAGAUUGUAUGAUUGUGAUGGUCAGAUUGUGUGAUUGUGUGUCAGAUUGUGUGUUUGUGAUGGUCAGAUUGUGUCAUUGUGUGUCAGAUUGUGUGUUUGUGUUUAUGACUGUCAGAUUGUGUGUGUGUGAUUGUCAGUCAGAUUGUGACUGUCAGAUUGUGUGUUUGUGUUUAUGACUGUCAGAUUGUGUGUGUGUGACUGUCAGUCAGAUUGUGACUCUCAGAUUGUGUGUUUGUGUUUAUGACUGUCAGAUUGUGUGACUUUGAAGAUCAGAUUGUAUGAUUGUGAUGGUCAGAUUGUGUGUUUGUGUUUGUGACGGUGAGAUUGUGUGUUUGCGAAAGUCAGAUUGUGUGAUUGUGAUUGUCAGAUUGUGUGUGUGUGUCUGUCAGUCAGAUUGUGUGUCAGAUUGUGUGAUUGUGACGGUCAGAUUGUGUGAUUGUGACUGUCAGAUUGCCCCACAUACACAGUGUUGGAGGAGUACAUUGACCGCUCGACGCCCCAUGUAGUAUGUACAGUGUUAUGUAUGUAUGUGUGCCGGUCAGACUUUGACUUUGUGUGUUGUUGGAAUCUGCUACCUACGUAGUCACUUCCUAAUGGAGAGUAGACAGAAGAAUGCAAUAUACUUUAAGACUUACUCUGUCACUGUCAAGAAAAUGUUGGCAUACAUUCGAUGGGAAGUCUUGAGAAACAUUUUGUGUAUUUUGUUUUACGAGUAUGUUUGAAUCUGUGCGUUAAUGUUAUUUCUUUCUGUCUCACUCAGCAUUGCAACUUGCCUUGAAUGAUGUGUGUAUAUGUAAUAUGUGUAUGAUUUGUGACAGGACAUGAAUAUUGUCAUGGUAGCUUAUGAUACCAAUUAUAAUGCGCUUUGUGUGUUUGUGCAUGCCUGUAUGAGUGAGUGGGUGUGUGUGCGUGAUUCAAAUGAGAGUAGACAGUUUGAAAUGAUUUUUUAAAAAGAUGUAAAGAGAAAUAAUAAUAUGUGUACACAAAUGGUUCACAAAAAAGUGUACAAUAAAUUGAUACCCUGUUAUCUUGUGUUUC